AUGAAACUGGGCAAAAGGCCCCCCCGGCAAGCCCAAGCCAGCUCCAGCGCAAGAGAAGAGGCCCGGGCAAUCGAUGGGUCCCACCAGCCCGGGCAAGCCCAAGGACAGGUUUCGCCUGGGCUUCAGCCCGAGGGCGGUGACGUCAACACUGACGUCAUACCUGAUAGAAUCCAACGGGCAUGCGCCACGUGUCGCAAUCAAGACGGCCCUCGUUUUUUUGGCUAA
Molecule: messenger RNA, 225 nt
Organism: Prunus armeniaca (apricot)
Lineage: Eukaryota; Viridiplantae; Streptophyta; Magnoliopsida; Rosales; Rosaceae
Source: the annotation of a GenBank genome assembly